Messenger RNA from Coregonus sp. 'balchen', 963 nucleotides. Lineage: Eukaryota; Metazoa; Chordata; Actinopteri; Salmoniformes; Salmonidae. The record is from the annotation of a GenBank genome assembly.
AACUGCGAGGAAAAUAAAUAAGCUUUACACACCACUUCACCUUCACUGAAGAAGAAAGAGAAUAAUGCAGCUCUCCAACAUUCCUCUUUUUGGCCUUCUCCUGUUCUUAAAUCUGCCGCUGCUCAGCGCAUAUCCUGUCUACAAUGAGUUACUGACCAAUGAUGACAUGGAUGUCUUAAAGGUAAGUCCUUUUUAGGCUAUAGGCCUACAGGCUCAUAUACACCUUUGAGGGAUAUAUUUCUUAUACGUUGAAGCCCAAGGAUAGAUACAAUUGAAACCGUUUGUUCAAACUUGCUUUUGGCAUUGUAGGUACUUCUCCAUCGACUUGAAGAGUCCAUUCCUGAGCGGAGCGAGGUCGAUCGGGUCGCCACAGAAAAGUUGGACAACAUGACUCUCGAAGACAUCGCAAUGGUUGCAGCAGAUGAGAGAGAGCAACAACAAACACGACUCGACAAAUCCGCAAUAAGAGAGUUCCUCUCGGCUCGUGACCUGAAAACUGUCCGAAACGACUCAACAUCGAAGAGAUCCUCAGGCUGCUUCGGGCGAAGGAUAGACCGAAUCGGCUCAAUGAGCUCUCUUGGAUGCAACAUGGUUGGCAAAUACAGUGGGUAUAGUUAAGGUUAAGAUCAUAGGAUACUGUGCAUCAGACAAAAUCUCUUAACCAAAUAGAGUCCAAGUUGUCCACUCCGAAACUGCGUGGCUAAGUUGACAAUAUCCAUUGUGAGAGCUAUGUUAAGAGACAAAAUUGUGUUGGCUAAUUUCUUGUUUUCUCUAUUUUCAGAUCCAAAGAGAAGAUGAAGUCUUACACAUUACCUGGAACAGCAAAGUCAUUACUUACCAAAGUGUAUUCUUAUUUAUAGUCUGUAGGCUACCUAUUUAUUUUAUAUUCAUUACAUUUAGAUUAUUGGCAAUAUAUUUAUUUGAACCGGUGUCAUUGGUGUACAAUAAAUGUUUACAAUUGCG